ACUAUUUAAGAAUAGAAUAUUUAAUAGUACUUACUAUGGUCCAUGGAUGAAAACCAAAACGGCAAAACCUAUUCACAGAUAAAAUUUGAGCUUGCCCAAGAGCUUCAUCUUCACAGGAGACAAAAUGGCAGCAAAGCUUGUCCAUUCUCCAAUCCCUGUUCCUAGUGUGGGACCUACAACAUGUGUUAUUACAAAUCUGAUGAGAACUCCCAGAGCAUUCUCAACCACUGACAUAAGUAACAAGAUGAACACUAGGAUUAAGCAGCACCCAGAUGGUUUCAGACCCAGUUCUACUGUCAAAGUUGCUGAGCAGACCUCUACUGUGGUGGGAGAUGAAGAUGAUGAGGAGGAGGCAAAAGGGUCAGCAAAUUGUAAGACAGUUGCUCAAGUAAAAGCAGAACUUUAUCAUAUACUACAAGGGAUUAAUAGAGGAAUUUUCGGGGUCCCCAUGGAGGAAAAAACUGAGAUUGAAGAUCUUGUUAAGCUCCUUGAAUCACAAAAUCCAACUCCAGAUCCAACUCAGAAUCUUAAUAAGGUGGCUGGAUGUUGGAAACUUCUUUAUAGUACAAUCAGAAUUCUUGGAUCAAAGAGAACGAAGCUGGGACUGCGUGAUUUUAUUAGUUUGGCAGAUUUUCUCCAGAUCAUUGAUGUUGUUGAGGGAAAAGCAGUUAAUGUGAUCAAGUUCAAUGCAAGAGGCCUAAAUUUAUUGAAUGGCAAGUUAACCAUUGAAGCCACGUUUAAGGUUGCAUCAAAAUCAGUUAAGAAUCCACACUUUUGGUUAUGUUGUCUUCUUUUUUAUGUUAUACAAGACACUAAUCCAUAUACGAGAUACUGCAGAGAGUUGAUAUUAGUUACAGGAACUCGAGGAUAACUCCUGAUCAGUUAUGUUGACGAUUCAUUGAGAAUAGGGAGGGAUGAUAAAGCCAAUAUCUUCAUACUAGAGAGAUCAGACGAAGACAAUCUAUGAGCAUUCUUUCUUGAUAGAUAAUUUAUAGGACGCAUGAUUGUGUUAUUGAGCAUUAUACAUGAGGAACAACGAGGAAUAAUGCAUUGAGUUACAUAUUGAA
This is a messenger RNA of Daucus carota subsp. sativus, 1067 nucleotides long. Its product is annotated as fibrillin-5, chloroplastic. The transcript has 5 exons. The record is from RefSeq and is a predicted model, not a curated record. Lineage: Eukaryota; Viridiplantae; Streptophyta; Magnoliopsida; Apiales; Apiaceae. The coding region runs from base 125 to 871 and encodes 248 amino acids.